GUUUUCUUCAAAUUUCCGCAUUUUGAGGCAUUAGGAGAGGCACUAAAACUUUUUUCUCUCCGUCUCUGUUUGCAGCUGCACAUAUUUAACAUCUGCGCUGUCAUGGCAAGAUUUCUCCUGAGGGCAAACGUGAGGAGAUGCGUCGCCUCUCAGAUCAGAAUGGCAUCCGAUCAGCUUGGUGAGUUGGGAAAGGGAGCAGGUAAAGGUGGAGGUGGAGGAGGCUCUGUGAGGGAAGCAGGAGGUGCAUUUGGAAAGAGGCAAGUAGCGGAGGAGGAGCGGUACUUCAGGCAGAAGGAGAAGGAGCAGAUGGAAGCACUGAGGAAGCACCAUGCAGAGGAGAUCGAACACCACAAGAAGGAGAUCGAGCGCCUACAAAAGGAGAUCAACCGCCACCAGGGCAAAAUCAGAAAGCUCACACACGACGACUGAAGCUCAGAGGCUUGUUGUAAUUUCUCUUCUUGAGAAUCCAACCAUGUUGUUAACAAGUCAAUGAUUAUGACAUAUUGAUUGAUUUUUCUGCUGGUCAAGGCAGGUCCUGAGGUCUGCGAGACGUCAUACCGACACCCCUAAAAAAAAAAAAAGAAGAAGAAACUAAAAAAAGAAACAAAAAUAAAGCACUUAAAUUUUUGCAUUCUGUUAA
Amphiprion ocellaris (clown anemonefish) is the source of this 640-nucleotide messenger RNA. RefSeq names its product ATPase inhibitor B, mitochondrial-like. Gene Ontology annotation, biological process: negative regulation of ATP-dependent activity. Bases 103 to 429 code for a protein of 108 amino acids. Gene Ontology annotation, cellular component: mitochondrion. Gene Ontology annotation, molecular function: ATPase inhibitor activity. The transcript is spliced from 3 exons. The record is from RefSeq and is a predicted model, not a curated record. Lineage: Eukaryota; Metazoa; Chordata; Actinopteri; Pomacentridae.